Monoraphidium neglectum is the source of this 219-nucleotide messenger RNA. RefSeq lists its product as hypothetical. The annotation marks the transcript as partial. The transcript has a single exon. NCBI's taxonomy places the organism in Eukaryota, Viridiplantae, Chlorophyta, Chlorophyceae, Sphaeropleales, Selenastraceae. The record is from RefSeq and is a predicted model, not a curated record.
GACGCAGGGGCGGCGCCGCACCACUCAGAGAACGGCGCGGGCGGCGGCGGCAAUGGGGGCGGCGGGGAGGAGCGUGUUUUGGCGCUGGCGCUGGCGCAGUUGGAAGAGGAGGUCGCGGCGGAGGACCCCUGGAACGGAGAUCUGACCGUCCGGCUUCUGGACAUGCCUUUCGUGGACCAGAUCGCAGACGCAGCGGAGAUCUCCGCGUGGCAGGUGUAG